Molecule: messenger RNA, 1913 nt
Organism: Cornus florida
Lineage: Eukaryota; Viridiplantae; Streptophyta; Magnoliopsida; Cornales; Cornaceae
Exons: 7
Coding region: 76-1545 (489 amino acids)
Biological process (GO): clathrin coat disassembly; clathrin-dependent endocytosis
Cellular component (GO): intracellular membrane-bounded organelle; vesicle; cytoplasm
Molecular function (GO): clathrin binding
Source: RefSeq, a predicted model, not a curated record
UAUACAUACACGCGCACACACACAAGUGCUUAUCUCUAGAGUUCCGGCGAACUCACCUGCGAAGCUCGCCGGAAAAUGGACGAGUCGUGGAGGAUGCGAAUGGGAAUGACGACGAAGCUGAACCUACCUCGGAGAAAAUCAACUGAAGAAACGUCAAGGCGAAUGGUUUUCGGUUACUCGGAAACCAUAGAGGCCGACGUCGACUUCAAUGACGUCUUCGGAGGGCCUCCUCGGAGCGUCAUGUGCAGCCGAUUCUCCAGCGACUUCACGAGUUCUACUCUGUUCUACGAAGAGAUUUUCCGGCAGCCGGAGGAUGUGUCUACGGCGAGGAGUGGCCGGAAUUUGCCGGAGUUCAGAAUUCCGGCCAGCAGAGUUGGGGAUCGGAAAAGCGAAGGUUUUUAUGAUGAUAUAUUUGGUUCGGAUGAAGAUUACCGGCGAUCGAGGUCGCGAUCAAAGUCGAAGACGAACUCGAAGUCGACUUCGUCGUCCGUACUGAGUUCGGAGGAUCUCAGUCCUUUCCGGCCGGCGGUCGCCGACGAUGUUGGUUUCUCUGUUUUUGCUUCAAAGCUCAGGCCAAUAAAUGUCCCAUGUAGAUGGAACUCAGCAACAAUGAUGCCCAAGGAGAGCCCAAGGCAACAGAAGAUGGCAGUUUUUUCAUGCAACAGUCCUUCAAAUACCGAAAACCGAUUUGCCAAAAAUGAAUACAAAGAGAAUUUCAGAGGCUCCCAAUUUGGAUUCUUGCGACGAGUUUCCUCCCCAGAGACCAUUACAAUCGAACCUGAUUCAUACAGAAGUGUCAUGGUAUCCAUGGAUGAUCUUGAACUCAAUUCUCCUUCAUCUGUUGUCUCUUCAAUUUGUCAAGACUCAGAGGUCAAAGCCAGUGAAGUUCAAGAAAGGGUGUUGCAAGAAGAAGAAAUGGAACAAGAAGAGGAUGAAGUGAUGAGUUCUUAUGUCAUUGAGAUUAAUCCUGACCAUGGGGAAAGGACAAACGAAGAGCUUGGCGUUGAUGAAGCAAUUGCAUGGGCUAAAGAGAAGUUUCAAACACAUUGUUCCGAGAAAAAUUGGAGCAUUGAACAGCAUAGGAAACAGGAGUGUUUGGGAGCAGAAGAAAGGGCUAAUGCAUAUGGAUUUUCCGCUGCAAAGACAGAUGGAAAUGGAUCAAUGCGAUCUCAACAGGAAAAAGAACCAAUUAAAUGUGCAACAGAAGAAGGAAAACAACAACUGGAAAAAGAUAUGGAAAUGGAGCUAUUGGAUGAAGAUAUAAGAUCGUGGUCAUCUGGAAAGGAAGCAAACAUCCGGCUGCUGCUCUCAACACUGGAUCAUAUUCUAUGGCCCAAUAGUGGCUGGCAUGCAAUAUCCCUAACAAAUCUCAUAGAGAGCUCACAUGUAAAGAAGGCUUACCAGAAAGCAAGACUGUGCCUUCACCCCGACAAGCUGCAGCAAAGAGGUGCGACACUUCCACAAAAAUAUGUAGCAGAGAAAGCAUUUUCAAUCCUCCAGGGUGCAUGGGCUGCAUUUAUCUCCCAAGACGUCUGCUUUAGCUAGAGGGUGUUCAACCCUUUGGAACUCAUUUCAUUAACUCAUAUGAGGGGCACAUUUGGAUAUUCAGAAGGGGCUAUAGGUAGAACGAAGGGUUAAAUAAUAAGAAUUUAUGUUACUACAAAUAGCUCUCGUCAUCUGAAUUCUGUAUAAUACUCUGCUGUUUUACUAUCAAUCAGAUCAAGCUUGUAUAUCAUACGUGUUUUUUCACAAAAUAUCUAGAUAAGUAGUGGAGAUGAAGAUGACAAUACUGAAGCUAUGUUGAGGAGUACCGAAUCAUGUUAGCAAGUUGGCGACCUCUGAUGGCAUUUCACUUGUAAUAUAUGAUUUUUGGAUUGUAUUUCCUAAACUAAAUUACAUAUUUGUUUUUUGUU